Scleropages formosus (Asian bonytongue) is the source of this 1653-nucleotide messenger RNA. It is a transcript of the gene bend4, whose product is annotated as BEN domain containing 4. Bases 22 to 1653 code for a protein of 543 amino acids. NCBI's taxonomy places the organism in Eukaryota, Metazoa, Chordata, Actinopteri, Osteoglossiformes, Osteoglossidae. Gene Ontology annotation, molecular function: DNA binding. The transcript has 5 exons. The record is from RefSeq and is a predicted model, not a curated record.
ACGAGAGGCAGCGAAGUGGCGAUGAUGAUGAUGAUGAUGGAGGAGGACUCGCACCCGGCGGAUGAAGGGCUGUGCGUCCCCGCGAUGAGCCCGCAGCGGAGCGCGCACGGCGUCCUCAGCGCGCCCCCCAGCAAGCGGCCCGCGGGGAGAACCAGGUUCGACAGACAGAGACCCACCAUGGUGGAGAUCCCGCUGCUGGGGGGCGGCGGCGGCGGCGGCGGCGGCUGCGGCGCACAGCGUCCUCCCGCGAGCCGCCACCAGCAGCAUCAGCAUCCUCAGCAUCCUCAGCAUCCUCGGCACCCACAGCACCCUGAGCACCCCCAGCCCCAGCAGCCCGGCUCCUCCGCCAUCAGCAGCACGGAGCACCACCUGCCGCAGCCGCUGCCCUCCGAGGACGAGUCCAACUACCGAGCGGCCACCUCCUCCUCCACGUCGUCGAGAGCGAGCGGCGUGACCGCGCACCGCGCCCCCGGCUACCGGGCAACGCGCGCUACUCUGUGCCAGCAGAGCCCGGAGAGCGGCCAGGGGCUGAGCGCAGAGCACCGGCUCAUCCUCGAUGCUUUUGCUCAGCAGUGCAGUCGGGUCAUCAGUCUCCUCAAUAGCAACGGGCAGCUCCUGGACCCCCAGCUUCGCCCUCCAUCAGGACUGGUGUCCCACAUCAAGCAGGAGGAGGGAAGCCACAUCCUGGGGGGGCGAUUAGCAGUCCUUGGCAAGCCAGACAUGGCCAGAUCUGGAGAUCAAGAAAUGUUGGAGGGGGGACUGGAGGCGGAGCAUCCUCGCAGUCAAUGGAGGCAACAGCAGACGUCGGCUUUCUUGCAUGCAUUCACCGAGUCGCUGCACGGCUACCUGAUGACUGGCUCCCGUCCCUCCUCGGGCCCCGGUGGCAGCUAUUGCCAUCCCGCCGAUGCAGGUCCCCUCUCUGCCUCCCCAGCCCACACACUUGGUGGCUGGACCUCACCCACAACUUCCGAGUCCCACGGACAUCCCUCCUCUACUCUGCCUGAGGAAGAAGAGGAGGACGAAGGCUGCUGCCCCCGCUGCCUGGAGCUUGAGCAGGAGGUGCUGUGUCUGCAGCAGGAAAACGAGGAGCUGCGGUGCAAGCUGGACAGCAUUCCAGUACCCUGUCAGAACGUCUUGGACUUCUUCAAGAUGGUCCUGCAGCACCACAACCAGUUUGCUCAGCCAGCCCUGGAGGAGCAGUUGACCGAGGGCAGCAAGCAGCUCCUGGGAAGCUACCCGGUGUUCAUCACCAACAAGCAGUGGGACGAGGCGGUCAACUCCUCCAAGAAGGAUGGCCGGCGGCUUCUGCGCUACCUCAUUCGCUUCGUCUUCACCACGGAUGAACUGAAAUACUCGUGCGGCCUGGGCAAGCGCAAGCGCUCUGUGCAGGCAGGCGAGACUGGACCCGAGAGGCGACCGCUCAACCCCAUCAAGGUCACCUGCCUCAGAGAGUUCAUCCGCAUGCACUGCGCCUCGAAUCCAGAUUGGUGGAUGCCGUCAGAGGAGCAGAUCAACAAGGUGUUCAGCGACGCGGUGGGACAUGCACGUCAGGGCCGGGCAGUGGGCACCUUCCUGGGCAGCGGUACCUCCAGCGGGGGCCUCUACGCUGAGGCCUUUGACAAUCACCUGUCCCAAGAUGGCACAGGUGAUUGA